AGACGGAGGCAGAGACAGAGACAGAGAGAGCGAUGGACAGGGAGACAGAGACGGAGGGAGUAGAGAGAGAGACUGGGGUAAGGGUGGGGGUCGUACAGUGCGCAUGGCAGCCUUGGAGAUGUUGCUAGGUGUGUUGUCAGGGCUAGCCUCUCUGUGUACUGGGUUCUAUAUUCAGACGGCAGGGUUCACCUGGCCGUUCAUCACAGCAGCCGUACUACACCUGAUCAACCUGGUAUACACAGCGUGGGUACUGCAGGAGACUGUGGAGAGACCCUCGCACACAGACUCAUCUUCAUCACCAUCAUCAUCACCAACACCUUUUGGGGUGGGCUCAGCACGCUUUCUCCAACGAGAAGCCCUGAUUGGUCGGUUUCAGGGUGUGUAUCUGUUAUUCACCGCGUCACCAAGGAGGAGGAAAACUGUCCUGGGACUGAUACUGGCGGCCUUUGCUUUCUAUACGGUGUCGAAGCUGGGUGGUAUGUCCAUCUUCAUCCUGUAUGAGCUGAAUGCUCCUCUGUGUUGGAGUGAGGUGUUGGUUGGCUAUGGUUCAGCCUUGUCUACACUCAUCUACCUGGGGAGCUUUGCAGGGGUGUCCCUGCUGUCGCGCUGUCUUCGGGACGGGUAUAUAGUACUACUGGGACUGCUGUCUGUCGCUGCAGGACUACUGAUGGCUGCCUUCGCCAAGAGCACGCUGCUCAUGUUCCUAGUGCGACUGCCUCUCCUUCUCUCCAUCAUGCCUGCUCCUGUUCUGAGGUCCAUGAUGUCCAAGAUAGUACUCCGCUCUGAACAGGGUGCAGUGUUUGCCUGUGUUGCGUUCGUGGAGAUGCUGAGUAUAGGUGUUGGGAUCACCGUGUUCAGCAGCACCUACGCCUCCACUGUCUCCUGGUUCCCUGGAUUCAGCUUCCUGCUGGCCUCAGCCAUCGCACUCAUACCGGCUGUUCUGAUUGGGGUGGUAAUGUGUCUGCGACUGGACAAGGAUGAAGAGGCCAGUCGACUAACAGCUGAUGAUGAUGAGGAGGAGACAGAGAGCUGUGGACAGUCACUACAGCUACCACACUGAGCUACCACACUGAGCUACCACACUGAGUGAUUUACCACACUGUGUGAGCUACCACACUGAGCUACCACACUGUGCGAACUACCACACUGUGUGAGCUACCACACUGUGUGAGCUACCACACUGAGUGAUUUACCACGCUGUGUGAGCUACCACACUGUGUGAGCUACCACACUGAGUGAUUUACCACACUGAGCUACCACUCUGAGUGAUUUACCACGCUGUGUGAGCUACCACACUGAGCUACCACACUGAGCUACCAGACUGAGCUACCACUCUGAGCUACCACUCUGAGUGAUUUACCACGCUGUGUGAGCUGACCCUUUUGUAGAUUAAUGAUUGAUGACAUUAAAACCAUCUGCCGUGUCAACCCAGCGUGAAAAUGAAUGAAAACCCUUCUGUGAAAUAUGAAUGCAUGAAUAACUGUCAGUCAGUUUUGACUAAAAUGUCAGCUAAAUGGUAUAUAUUGUAGAAUUGUAAAACAAUACAGAAUAAUUGAGUAAACAACAAUAAUUGACUUUUUCCACCAUACAAAAGGGAUAGUUGAUCUAAAUUACACAGUUUUACCUUACUUAACUAGGCAAGUCAAUUAAGAACAAAUUCUUAUUUACAAUGACAGCCUAGGAACAGUGGGUUAAC
Molecule: messenger RNA, 1696 nt
Organism: Oncorhynchus mykiss (rainbow trout)
Lineage: Eukaryota; Metazoa; Chordata; Actinopteri; Salmoniformes; Salmonidae
Gene: slc46a3
Product: solute carrier family 46 member 3
Biological process (GO): vacuolar transmembrane transport
Cellular component (GO): lysosomal membrane
Molecular function (GO): transmembrane transporter activity
Source: RefSeq, a predicted model, not a curated record